Molecule: messenger RNA, 1422 nt
Organism: Ostreococcus tauri
Lineage: Eukaryota; Viridiplantae; Chlorophyta; Mamiellophyceae; Mamiellales; Bathycoccaceae
Product: NOSIC
Exons: 3
Coding region: 1-1422 (473 amino acids)
Cellular component (GO): box C/D methylation guide snoRNP complex; small-subunit processome
Molecular function (GO): snoRNA binding
Source: RefSeq, a predicted model, not a curated record
AUGGCGCAAUUCGUGCUGUUCGAAUCCGCGAGCGGGUACGGGUUGUUCGAGACGCUCGACGUCGACGUCGUGGGCCAGAGCCUGGAGAAGGUGCAGGAGCAGACGCAGGACGCCGGGAAGUUUGGGAAGAUGGUCAAGUUGCAUGGUUUUAAACCGUUCACGAGCGCGGCGAACGCGUUGGAGCAGAUCAACUGCGUGUCGGAGGGCGUCGCGAGCGAGGAUUUGCAAAAUUUUUUGGAACAAAACUUGCCGAGACAAAAGGACUCGGCGAAGGCCAAGUACCAGCUCGGGGUAUCGGACUCCAAGCUCGGGAACUCCAUCGUGGAAUCGACGAAGAUUCCGUGCGUGUGCAACGACAGCGUCGGGGAGAUUCUUCGUGGCAUUCGUCAACACUUUACGAAAUUCGUCAAGGGUUUCAAGGGUGGCGACUACGAAAAGGCGCAGCUCGGUUUGGCGCACUCGUACUCUCGCGCCAAGGUAAAGUUUAACGUCAACCGAUCGGAUAACAUGAUCAUCCAAGCCAUCGCGUUGAUCGACACGCUCGAUAAGGACAUCAACACCUUUAUCAUGCGCGUGCGAGAGUGGUACGGCUGGCACUUUCCGGAGCUCGUCAAGGUUUGCAACGACAACUACAUGUACGCGCAACUCGCCUUGGUGAUCAAGGACAAGGCUACGCUGACCGAUGAGGCGCUUCCAGCGCUUACGAAGAUUACGGGAGACGAGGACAAGGCGAAGGAAGUCAUCGAAGCCGCCAAGGCGUCGAUGGGUCAGGACAUCUCUCCGGUGGACAUGAUCAACAUCGAAGCCUUCGCGAAGCGCGUCAUCUCCCUCGCCGAGUACAGAACCAGUUUGCACAACUACUUGAGCAACAAAAUGAACGUGGUGGCUCCGAACCUCGGCGCUCUCAUCGGCGACAUCAUCGCCGCGCGUUUGAUUUCCCACGCCGGUUCGCUCACAAACUUAGCAAAGUACCCGGCGUCCACGGUGCAAAUUCUCGGCGCCGAAAAGGCUCUCUUUCGAGCCCUGAAGACCAAGGGGAACACGCCGAAGUACGGUUUGAUCUUCCACAGCACGUUCAUCGGUAAGGCGAACGCGCGCAACAAGGGACGAAUCUCCCGUUACUUAGCCAACAAGUGUAGUAUCGCGAGCAGAAUCGACUGCUUCAGCGAUUUCCAAACCACCUUGUUCGGCGAGAAGUUGAAGGAGCAAGUUGAGGAGCGAUUGGCAUUUUACGACAAGGGUACGGCGCCGCGCAAGAACAUCGCGAUGAUGCAAGAGGUCAUCGCCGAGAUUGGUCCGCAAGACGGCGGCUCGAAGAAGCGCAGCGCGGAUGACGCGGCGACGCCCUCGAAGAAGGUUAAAAAGGACAAAAAGGAUAAAAAGGAAAAGUCUGCGAAGAAGGCGAAGAAGUCUGAGAAGUGA